AAUUCCUUCUAAACAAACCCUCUCAUCAUAUAUUCCCCCCAAUCAUCACUUUAGAUCAUAUCUACACACACACACUCACACAAACACACACACACCCCCCUCCGCUGCCAAUGGAAGCCAGCGCAGGGCUCGUCGCCGGUUCCCACAACCGGAACGAGCUCGUCGUCAUCCACGGCCACGAAGAGCCUAAGCCUCUGAAGAACUUGAGCGGGCAAGUGUGCGAGAUAUGCGGCGACGAGAUCGGGCUGACGGUGGACGGCGAGCUCUUCGUGGCGUGCAACGAGUGCGGGUUUCCGGUGUGCCGGCCUUGCUACGAGUACGAGAGGAGAGAGGGCAGCCAGCUUUGCCCACAAUGCAAAACCAGAUACAAGCGCCUCAAAGGGAGCCCGAGGGUUGAGGGAGACGACGACGAGGAGGAUACCGACGACAUCGAGCACGAAUUCAACAUCGAUGAGCAGAAGACGAACACUGAUAUCGCUGAAGCCAUGCUUCAUGGCAAGAUGAGCUAUGGAAGAGGACCGGACGACGACGAAAACGCCCAAUACCCGCCGGUUAUCUCCGGCGGCCGCUCUCGUCAGGUUAGCGGAGAGUUCCCGAUUUCAAGCCAUGCUUAUGGAGAUCAAAUGGGGGCCACUUUGCAUAAGCGGGUGCAUCCCGUUACCGAUGAUCAUGGAAGUGGAAGAUGGGAUGAGAGAAAAGAGUUGGGAUGGAAGGAGAGAAUGGAUGAGUGGAAAGUGCAGCAAGGAAAUCUUGGGACAGAAUACGAAGAUGCAGUUGAUGCUGACAUGGGCAUCAUCGACGAGGCGCGGCAGCCGCUGUCGAGGAAGGUCCCGAUCGCGUCGAGCAAGAUCAACCCAUACCGCAUGGUGAUCGUGACGCGGCUGGUGGUGCUGGCGCUGUUCCUCCGGUACCGGAUCCUGAACCCGGUGCACGACGCCAUGGGGCUGUGGCUGACCUCCAUCGUGUGCGAGAUCUGGUUCGCCCUCUCGUGGAUCCUCGACCAGUUCCCCAAGUGGUUCCCCAUCGACCGGGAGACCUACCUCGACCGCCUCUCCCUCCGCUACGAGAGGGAGGGCGAGCCCAACAUGCUGGCGCCCGUCGACAUAUUCGUCAGCACGGUCGACCCGCUCAAGGAGCCGCCUCUCGUCACAGCCAACACCGUGCUCUCCAUACUCGCCGUUGAUUACCCUGUCGACAAGAUCUCUUGCUACAUUUCCGACGACGGCGCCUCCAUGUGCACCUUCGAGGCCCUCUCCGAGACCGCCGAGUUCGCACGCAAGUGGGUCCCCUUCUGCAACAAGUUCGCCAUCGAGCCGCGGGCGCCGGAGUGGUACUUCUCAGAGAAGGUCGACUAUCUCAAGGACAAAGUGCAGCCAACUUUUGUCAAGGAGAGGAGAGCCAUGAAGAGAGAAUACGAGGAGUUUAAGGUGAGGAUAAAUGCAAUGGUGGCGAAGGCGACGAAAGUGCCCCCGGGGGGCUGGAUCAUGCAGGAUGGGACGCCGUGGCCGGGGAACAACACCAAGGAUCAUCCCGGUAUGAUUCAAGUGUUCCUAGGCCAGAACGGGGGGCUUGAUGUCGAGGGGCACGAGCUUCCUCGCCUCGUGUAUGUCUCCCGUGAGAAGAGGCCGGGCUUCCAGCAUCACAAGAAAGCCGGUGCCAUGAAUGCUCUUAUCCGCGUCGCUGGUGUUCUGACGAAUGCGCCGUUCAUGCUCAAUUUGGAUUGUGAUCACUACAUAAACAACAGCAAGGCUGUGAGAGAGGCCAUGUGUUUCUUGAUGGAUCCACAGGUGGGGAAGAAGGUUUGCUAUGUGCAGUUCCCUCAGAGAUUCGAUGGCAUUGACAGACACGAUCGAUAUGCCAACAGAAACACUGUCUUCUUCGAUAUCAACAUGAAAGGCCUUGAUGGGAUUCAAGGGCCGGUGUAUGUCGGAACAGGGUGUGUUUUCCGAAGGCAAGCAUUGUACGGCUACGACCCUCCGAAGGGGCGUAAGCGCCCCAAGAUGGUGAGCUGCGACUGCUGCCCUUGCUUCGGACGACGCAAGAAGCUCCCACACUACUCCACGGAUGUCGAAAAUGCAGCCGGAUUUGAAGACGACCUCAAGUCUCAGAUGAAUUUCGAGAAGAAAUUCGGACAGUCGUCCAUAUUUGUGACCUCUACUUUGAUGGUGGAAGGCGGGGUGCCGCCCUCGUCCAGCCCUGCAGCCCUGCUCAAGGAGGCCAUCCAUGUCAUUAGCUGCGGAUACGAGGAUAAGACAGAAUGGGGCCUCGAGUUGGGGUGGAUCUACGGGUCGAUCACGGAGGACAUCUUGACGGGGUUCAAGAUGCACUGCCGCGGGUGGAGGUCGAUCUACUGCAUGCCGAAGAGGGCCGCGUUCAAAGGCUCGGCCCCGAUCAAUCUGUCGGACCGGCUGAACCAGGUGCUGAGGUGGGCUCUGGGAUCAGUGGAGAUCUUCUUCAGCCACCACAGCCCCCUCUGGUACGGCUACAAGGAAGGGAAGCUCAAGUGGCUGGAGCGCUUCGCCUACGUCAACACCACCGUCUACCCCUUCACCGCCCUCCCCCUCCUCGCCUACUGCACGCUCCCGGCCAUCUGCCUGCUCACCGGCAAAUUCAUCAUGCCGGAGAUAAGCACCUUCGCGAGCCUCUUCUUCAUCGCCCUCUUCCUCUCCAUCUUCAUCACGGGCAUUCUCGAGCUGAGGUGGAGCGGGGUGAGCAUCGAGGAGUGGUGGAGGAACGAGCAGUUCUGGGUGAUCGGGGGCAUCUCGGCCCACCUCUUCGCGGUGGUGCAGGGGCUGCUCAAGGUGCUGGCCGGGAUCGACACCAACUUCACCGUGACGUCAAAGGCCUCGGACGACGAGGACUUCAGCGAGCUCUACGCGUUCAAGUGGACGACGCUGCUCAUCCCCCCCACCACCAUCCUCAUCAUCAACCUGGUCGGGGUGGUGGCGGGGGUGUCGGACGCCAUCAACAACGGGUACCAGUCGUGGGGCCCGUUGUUCGGCAAGCUCUUCUUCGCCUUCUGGGUGAUCGUGCAUCUCUACCCCUUCCUCAAGGGACUCAUGGGGAAGCAGAACAGGACGCCCACCAUUGUUGUCAUCUGGUCUGUGCUGCUAGCUUCCAUUUUCUCCUUGCUUUGGGUCAGGAUUGAUCCUUUCAUACUUAGGACCAAGGGCCCUGCUACCAACAAAUGUGGGAUCAAUUGCUGAUGGAUUUCAACCUCUUUUUUUGUAACAUUACAACACUCUUUUUUGUUUCAAUCCUAUCAGCUCAAUGUAUUGUGUUUGUGUGUUCUUAACUACUUCCCAUAAAUCGUGUACCGGACUAGGAUCGUAAACGAAUCAAAUAUUUUUGCUCGAUUCGAUAUUCGGUUCGAAAUUUUGAUAUUCGUAUGAAAAAUUAUUCGAUUCA
Molecule: messenger RNA, 3408 nt
Organism: Salvia miltiorrhiza (redroot sage)
Lineage: Eukaryota; Viridiplantae; Streptophyta; Magnoliopsida; Lamiales; Lamiaceae
Product: cellulose synthase A catalytic subunit 7 [UDP-forming]
Exons: 10
Coding region: 111-3206 (1031 amino acids)
Biological process (GO): plant-type primary cell wall biogenesis; cellulose biosynthetic process
Cellular component (GO): trans-Golgi network; plasma membrane
Molecular function (GO): cellulose synthase (UDP-forming) activity
Source: RefSeq, a predicted model, not a curated record